This is a messenger RNA of Scomber japonicus (chub mackerel), 2525 nucleotides long. It is a transcript of the gene cipca, whose product is annotated as CLOCK-interacting pacemaker a. Gene Ontology annotation, cellular component: nucleus. The transcript is spliced from 4 exons. The record is from RefSeq and is a predicted model, not a curated record. Gene Ontology annotation, biological process: negative regulation of DNA-templated transcription; negative regulation of circadian rhythm. NCBI's taxonomy places the organism in Eukaryota, Metazoa, Chordata, Actinopteri, Scombriformes, Scombridae. The coding region runs from base 80 to 1156 and encodes 358 amino acids.
AACCGAGAAAACAAGAAGCUUUGAUGCCACUUUAAACGGAUAUUUGUUUCUAAUCCUACAUCUUAUUGAAGAGACAAGCAUGAGCGGCUUUAGAAGACCAGACAGACACAGGACACUACCGUUCUCCAGGGCAACAAACCUGGCAACAUCCAAGCUUGAGCUGGAGAGAGACUCGGGCUUCUCAGAUGCCAGCUCUGGGUACCUCAGUGCAGUUGAUCUGACCGACUCUGAAGAUGCAGGAAGGAAUGGGUCUGUAGUCGGCCAGGACACAACAGCGCCGCAGGUAGCUGUGAUGGGAGGCUCGUAUGGUGGACUGUCUCCAAUGAUAAUUAUGAACAACUUUGUCCUAAAACAGCCAACCCAGAUGGCUCCAGCAGAGAAACAAUGGGGCUUACCUUCACCCCUGGAAGUGAUGCCUCAGUCUCAAGUGGUUCUUCUUCAACCCAUGGUAUCAAACAGCAGCAGCAGUUCCCCAAAGACUGGCUCUGAAAAUAUCAGACAAUCAAAAAGCUACAUGCCCAUCCUCAAGUCAUAUCCUCGAAUUGCCCCACAUCCUGGGGAGGCGCCCUCUAAGAGGCAAGGAUCUUCCAAAAUGAGGCAAAGUUCGACCUCGGGAUAUGACCAUCGACAGAGGAGACGCCACCACCACAGCCACAGACCCUACAGCUCCCCGAGCCCACAGCCAGCCCUGCAGACGCCAAUCAAACUCGUUACCAACUUUGAAGUAGCAAACAACCAAGUGCAGGCAGCUGAAAGUCAGGAGCAACUCAGCGACAAGUCUCCCUCCCCGCUGACAGGGACAAGCUCUUUGCUCCACUACACACAUGAAUGUAGGAUAGAGGUUGACAGCGACAGUAUCCACGAUGACGAAGACCAGGACAACCUCUCAGUGGACAGUGAGAAACUCAAACGUUUCAGCAAUACCUACAACAUACUCAACAAAUGUGGCUUGCUGGGUAUCACCAUGCGCACAAAGCAGCUGAUCAAGGAGAAUAAGCGAACCCAAGGCCAGCUGCAGCAGCUUCAGGAGCAAACGGCUCUGCUGCUGGAAGCUCUGAGCAGCGGAGACCCGCAACUCUGGUCUAAACUCCAGCUCUCUCUGCAGGACACAGACAGGGAGAAGUUAGGAGUUAAAGCUCACAGAGUCCUUGCGUAAUAUACUGUAAUGGUGGUCAUGGCCAGCAGUUCUUGAUCAGGGAACCACAAUAUUUAUUUAAUGUAAAAAAAUAUCUUAAAUCUUAUCAAUAAAAUCUUUUUUUAAAAAUAGUCAGCACCACUUCCAUCUAACAUUAUAAAUAAUCCAACUAUAACGUAUAACUAAAUUAUAUGCUUUUACACUACUGAAGGGUAUAAAUCAUCUUAUAUUUGGGGGUCAUGGAGCCAAAAAUAUUAAGAACUGCUGGUCUAAACUCCAAACAUGAAGCUGAAGCACAUCCACUAUUACCAAGUGGAAGUUAAGAAGCAUGCGUACAUUUCAAACCCUCGCCUAUAAUGAAUUUUCUUGCCUCUGCUGUUUCAAAAUAACAAGUAUUACUUACUAUAGGGCUAUGGCUUCUAUAUUUUGAACUCUUAAUUGCAUAAACGCAUGCCUUACUGCACAUGUGAGGACAGACGGGGUUAAUUUCAUAUUCAUGCCUUGGAUGUGACUGCUUUAAGAAAAAAAAAGAAAAAAAGAUAAUAAUUUUAAGCCAAGGCUUGAGGGAUGAUGAAGCCAAAUGGACCACUUUGGUCCAGACUGAAAUAUCACAAAUGUUGAAUGGAUUGCUAUGAAAUUUUGUAGAGACACUCCUCAGAGGAUGAAUCCUACUGACUUUGGUUAUCACUUGACUUUUCCUCUGGCACCACUAUGAGGUUGAGAGUUUAGUUCUGUAUUGUAAUAUCUGGACAGCUAUUAGAUUGCUGUACAAUGUGGCACUCCCAUUCCUAAUCUGCAGAGGCUGAACUGUAAUAACUAAUCUCCUGACUUUUCAUCUAGCGCCAAUAUCUGCAAAACUCAUGACAUUACCCUCAGCCUUUGUGUUCAGUGUUUAUUUUAAAAUAUUAGCAUGCUAACAGGCCAAAACAACAAGAUGGUGAUAGUAAACAUACCUGUCAGACAUCAACUUGUUAGCAUUAUCAGUGUGUGCAUGUUAGCAUGCAGAUGUUAACACUUAGCUCAUGUACAGCCCCACUGAGCAGCUAGCGUGGAUGUAGCUUGUUACUUUGUAGAUCAAAUAGAAAACUUGGUGUCGAUAUAUGUGGGCUGUGUUUCAGUUUCCUCUCAAAGGGGCAAUGUCUUGUCAGUUACAUGGUCUUUAAAUUUAAUUGUAAUUGAAACCCUUGAAUCAAGCAGAUGUUUACUUUGUCAAAAGGUGUCUCCACUGACUGCUUGUGUUCUCAAACAACAGCUGGAUAGCCCACAGUGAGGCUACAGAGGGCUGGCUAAACGUUUAACUUUUUUUAAUAUAAUUUUGCUACUUUAUGUCAUUACUAUUUAUGUAUAAUAUUUUUGAAGAAGACUAAAGCUGUGUUAAUAAUAUAAACAA